CCCUCGGAGGUCGGGGGCCCCUAAGCAACUGCAGUGUCUGCUACCGAUAUAUUCGACAUUUCUGUCCAGAAACAAAGUGUGGAUUCAAAUUCAAACAGGAAUCCCACAUAUGGUAAUGCGGUCCAGAGGGAGGGGUGUUGAGCAGCAUCUCGUCCCUCCUCCGUGUCCGUCCAGGAGGAAGUUUUUGUUUUCUGUGGAGAGACGCAGCGGGCGGGACUACAACACUACAUGAUGACUUGAGAUGUGAAGGAUCCUACGUUUUUCCAUCACCACCAUUAUUCUACUGUUUUCUAGAUAAUAUGGAGUAAAGCUCAGCAUGGUCACCGGAGCUCCGUUAGUUUUGAAGCACUCAGCUGCUGAGCUGUGAGAGGAAGCGAAGCGGCUGCAUUAUGGCAAAUGUUAAAGUUGCCAUUCGGGUCCGUCCUCUCAACCAAAGGGAGGCCACCGAUGGAGGAAAGCUAGCGGUUCAGGUGGAGGAUAAACUAGUUAGCAUCCGAAAUGUGAAGUUGGACGGGCGGUCAGAGGGAGCUGUUGGUUCCAGAGAGAAGCUUCUGGAGUUUUGUUUUGACUACUGCUACUGGUCUGUGGACCCUGCAGACCCUCACUAUGCAUCGCAGGAGGAGGUUUUCCAGGACCUUGGCAUGUCAGUGCUGGCUGGAGCAUCUGAGGGCUACAAUGUGUGCCUGUUUGCUUACGGCCAAACAGGAUCUGGAAAGACAUAUACCAUGAUGGGAACAGCGGAGUCCACUGGCUUGACGCCUCGCAUUUGUCAGUGUCUCUUCUGUCCUCAAGUUUUGUUCUCUGAUGGACAAAACUCAAGCAGAGUGGAAAUCAGCUUUUUAGAGAUCUACAAUGAACGUGUCAGAGACCUGCUGAGAGGAGGGGAGCAGAAGAGGAGAACUUCCCUUCGAGUUAGAGAGCAUCCUGAUAAAGGGCCUUAUGUUGAAGAUCUUUCACAGCACCUUGUCACUGACUGCAAACAGGCCCUAGACCUCUUGGACGAAGGCGUCGCUAACCGCAUGACGGCUGCAACUCACAACCACGACGCCAGCAGCAGAUCCCACGCCAUCUUCACUAUUCAGUACACACAGGCAAUAUUAGAAAAUAACCUCCCUUCAGAAACUGUAAGCAAGAUUAACCUGGUGGACUUGGCUGGAAGUGAGAGAGCUGAUCCCCAGUACUGCAGGGACAGACUGACAGAGGGAUCCAACAUUAAUAAGUCGCUGGUCACUUUGGGUAUUGUCAUCUCUGCUCUCGCCCAGAACUCCCAGAUGUCAAGCAGCUGUCAGAGCAUCAACAGCGUGGCCUCCGAGGGUGACAGCAGUACGUUGGGAAGUCACAGCAGCUCCCUGUCUGGAGGAGGAGGGAGGCGGCAUUGCUUCAUUCCCUACAGAGACUCAGUCCUCACUUGGCUAUUGAAGGACAGUCUAGGUGGCAACUCCAAGACCAUAAUGAUUGCAACGGUCUCGCCUUCUGCUAACAGCUACAAUGAAACCCUGAGCACCUUGCGCUAUGCCGCUCAUGCCAGAAACAUCGUCAACAAGCCUCGUGUUAAUGAGGAUGCAAAUGUUCGGCUCAUUCGGGAGCUGAGAGAGGAGAUCGACAGGCUGAAGAGCAUGCUGCUCAGCUUUGAGUUGCAAUGUAAUCCCAGUCCAUCCUUGAGCGAUGAGAGGGAAGGAAACCUUUCAGAAAUCGUGCUACAGAAUGAGCUGAAGGUGGAGCAGCUCACACAGGACUGGUCAGAGUCCUGGAGGGACAAGAAGGAGCUGCUGGAGCAAUACAACGUGGACAUCAACAGAGACAAGGCCGGUUUCCUCAUCAACUCCCUUCAGCCUCACCUGGUUUCGCUGGACAGAGAUGUUCUCAGCACCGGAGUUAUUUUCUAUCACCUCAGGACUCCUCUUCUUCAGCUUAUUCUGAUAUAUGUCUCUGCUAAAAAACUCUUGACUAAAGGUGCGUUCUCAUGUCUUCCCUCUGUUCUAUCACUCCUCCCACCCAAAACCCUUAGCACAUGUCACAUGUCUCUGCAGCCGUGCACAAAGCUUGGUUGGAUCAGACACUCUUAGGCUCUGAGACAUGGA
This is a messenger RNA of Cyprinodon tularosa, 2081 nucleotides long. RefSeq names its product stAR-related lipid transfer protein 9-like. The record is from RefSeq and is a predicted model, not a curated record. Gene Ontology annotation, molecular function: microtubule binding; microtubule motor activity; ATP binding. Gene Ontology annotation, biological process: microtubule-based movement. Lineage: Eukaryota; Metazoa; Chordata; Actinopteri; Cyprinodontiformes; Cyprinodontidae. Bases 390 to 2066 code for a protein of 558 amino acids. The transcript is spliced from 16 exons.